Messenger RNA from Arachis ipaensis, 978 nucleotides. Its product is annotated as auxin-induced protein 15A-like. NCBI's taxonomy places the organism in Eukaryota, Viridiplantae, Streptophyta, Magnoliopsida, Fabales, Fabaceae. The record is from RefSeq and is a predicted model, not a curated record. Gene Ontology annotation, biological process: response to auxin.
UUUCUGCUCUAGUUCUUACAUACAUACAGAAAAAAUGGGUUUCCGUUUACCUGUUAUUCGAAGGGCAUCAUCAUUCUCAGCUAGCGAAGCAGCUUCAAAAUCUGUGGAACUCCCAAAAGGGUAUCUUGCAGUGUAUGUUGGAGAGAAUCAAAAGCGUUUUGUGAUCCCCGUAUCAUACUUGAACCAACCUUCAUUCCAAGACUUGUUGAGUCAAGCUGAAGAAGAAUUUGGAUAUGAUCAUCCCAUGGGAGGUCUCACUAUUCCUUGUAGUGAACAUGUCUUCCAACGGAUCACUUCUCCAAUGGGAUUUCGCUUACCUGGUAUUAGAAAAGCAACACAAGCAGCUUCAAAGGGUGGAGAAAUUCCAAAGGGGUAUCUUGCAGUGUAUGUAGGAGAAAAGAUGAAGAGGUUUAUAGUUCCGAUAUCAUACUUGAACCAACCAUCAUUUCAAGACUUGCUGAGUAAAGCAGAAGAAGAAUUUGGUUAUGUUCAUCCAAUGGGUGGCCUCACAAUUCCUUGCACAGAAGAUUUGUUCUGCAGCAUCAUAUCAAUUUUGGAUUGAAUGCUGCAUUCUUCAAAAAAAAAAAAAAAGCUGACAUAACAUAGAUUAGCUCAAAGCAAACAAUUACAAUUGUACAGUGUGUAGAUAGAUUGUUUAUUUUCCCUUUGCUUUCAAGCAAAAGUGGAACAUGUUUGAAAGAUGCAGAACAUCCAAUGAUCAAAGCUUCUCUUCCUUGUCAUUGUUCUUUGAAAAUGAUUAUGAUAUUAUCCAAAGGGAGCUACUCAAAUGAAGAUGCAAAAAACAUCUUUUUAUAAAGAUGCUUUGUAUAAAAGUGUGAUUUAUUGAUUUGGCCACACUUCAAAUAAAAACAACACUUUUAUAACAUAUCAAAAUCUAACCCUACACUCCAUCAUCUAAGGGUCAAAAAGAAAAAUCAUCACAUGAAGACAAUUAUAAUAUCUUCAUGGGAGUACCCA